AUGAUCCGUGGAAAGGCCGUGUUCCUCAAGUUCUUUACGCCUUGGUGUGGGCAGUGCAAGACCAUGAAGCCAGCCUGGGAUGCCCUGAUGGAGGAGUACAGAGAUGACGAAAGUGUGCUGGUGGCAGAGGUCGAUUGUGAAGGGAAUGGCAAAGCCAAGUGCAAAGAAAUGGACGUGAAGUCUUACCCUGCUGUGAAGUAUGGGGAUCCCUUCAGUCUUGAGGACUACACUGGCGGCCGUGACCUUCCGAGCUUGCAGAAGUUCGCUCAGGACCUGACGCCUGCUUGUGGUCCAGAGAGGCUGGACUGGUGUGACAACAAGCGCAAGAAGCAAGUCCAGGGCUACAUGGACUUGCCUCCAGAGGAGUUGGAUGCCAAGGUCAAGGAACAGGAGGACUCCCUGGCAGCAGUGCAGAAGGAGGUGGAUGACCUACUGCAAAGCAUGCAGAAGGAAUACGCUGAAGCACGGCAGCGGAAGGAAGAGAAGGUGGACGAGAUCCGGCGCGGCGGGCUUGGACUCCUGAAGAUGGUCCAGGCUGGCGCACGGCUUACCGACUUCGCCAAGGCUGAGGAGGCGUUGAAGAUGGUGCGCAAGCGGCGGGCCCAGCGAGACCCAGGAGAGAGGAGCAGAGCUGAGAUUCCACAAAGGCUGGAAACACCAGGCGAUGGGAAUGUGCCGAAAUACCUGCGGCUCUCCUGCAUUUUGCGACCAGUUGCUGCUCAGGUGCCCAUGCCCCCACAUAGCCAGCGGCGGAAGCGCCGGCCACGGCAGCAGCCCAGGGCCACGCCAAUGAGCUGGAGCGAGCUGCGGGACGCUUUGGGGCUCACAGUGGCUGCGGGUCUGGGGCCGCUGCUGCUGAAAUGUGCCAGUGGCGAGCAUCGCCUUCCUACUGGAGUCUGGAUAGUCCUGGACCCCAUGGUGGCGGAGCGGCUGCGAAGAGACACGGUCACAGAGGAAGAGCUCGCUGAGGCGGCUGACUUGCCUUUGGGCAGCAGGCCCUGCGCUGGCAAGGCCUGGGUGGCCCAACAAUCCGUGUCCUCGCUACAGCUCCUGGACGAGGAUGAGCUCACCUGGAGCGCGGCGGAGGCGAACUUCGCCAAAUGCGCCCGGGGCUCUUGCUUUGUGGCCCUGAAGCAUGCGGCCUUUGUCCUUAAGGCGCUUGCGACGAAGAAGUGUAUGCAAGCGCAGGAGGAAGGCGUAGAGCCAGAGAAGCCUUUGGAAACGACCUUAGAAGAGAUCGAUUCCAAGGUGAACCGCGCGGCCGGCCUGGUGGGCUCCCGCGCGGCCGCGGAGUCGCGGCGGAAGAAGUCGCCGGAGAGGCAAAAGAAAGCGCAAGAGCCAGCUCCAGAGUCGGUGAAGCUCAAGGCGAUUCUCGACCUUCCCCUGUCUCGGCGGCAUGGCGGCUGCCGGGUGUCCACAGAUCGUUUCCGCUGCUGCUUGAACGCGCUGCUGGCAUGGCUGGCCGCUUGUAGCUGCCUCUUGGACGAGCUCCCUUUCGACCUCCAAGACCACUUUCGCCUCUUCGUGGAGAUUUUGGACACCUUGCGGACCGAGGUGUACCGACGCCACUAUCAGCCAUCAAUGCGCGGCCCCCCCACGCCCAGGGGCGGCUGCAAUGGUGCUGCUAGGGUGGUGGAUCCUUCUGAAGUUCAUGCUGUUUUCUUCGAAGCUCCGCCGAUUUCGACCUGUCAACCAGCUGUGCUCGCCAACGCCGGAGCCGGCAGCGUGGUGGGCGACUACUUGAGGUCCAGAGGGAUCACGGCAGUGGGCGCCUUUGCCAAAGUGGCUUCCACGGAGGACGCCCUACGUACCACGUUGGUACAACCCCUUCUUGCAGGGUACAAGAAAGGGGAGCUGCGCCUCACCGUCGACGAGGCCGACAAGCCCAUCGUGGCGGCCGUGAUGGUCACAGCCUGGGAAGAAGCUAAGCAGAUCUGGGCACAGUCCAUGUUGGCCAUCCUCGAUGCCCUGAACAGCAUCCGAUGGGCGUGGAUCCUGCUGGACUUCGGGCCCGAACUCGUCAUUCACGAGUUCUGGUGGGGAACUCCCCGGGCGGACUUGGACGGAGUUCCAGCACCAGAGGCCUGA
This is a messenger RNA of Durusdinium trenchii, 2088 nucleotides long. The record is from the annotation of a GenBank genome assembly. Lineage: Eukaryota; Dinophyceae; Suessiales; Symbiodiniaceae.